Messenger RNA from Solea senegalensis (Senegalese sole), 2171 nucleotides. It is a transcript of the gene tctn1, whose product is annotated as tectonic family member 1. Gene Ontology annotation, cellular component: MKS complex. The coding region runs from base 40 to 2037 and encodes 665 amino acids. Gene Ontology annotation, biological process: protein localization to ciliary transition zone; cilium assembly. The transcript has 14 exons. The record is from RefSeq and is a predicted model, not a curated record. Lineage: Eukaryota; Metazoa; Chordata; Actinopteri; Pleuronectiformes; Soleidae.
AGAAGAAGAAAAAGAACCAUAGCAACGGAUUAAACAGAAAUGGCGGCCAAAGCUGCCUUGUUAUGGUUCUUCAUGGACAUAUAUUUGUUUCUGUCGUUUAAUGGUGUCCAAGCAGUGGGGAGCGGACCGAGCUCCGACCUAAACUCUACUACUGCGGUCACAGUUAACGUUACCGACGCUAAUAGGGCGACACCCGCAGACACGGACCCGACACCGAGUCCCGGGACCGUGCUGCCGACACCGGAGCCCGCCGGCUCGGGGUCGGAGCCCGCGGAGGAUCCCGCGGGCUCGGGCUCGGAGCCCACGGCGGGGCCCACGGAGGAGCCCGAGCGCGCGGAGGAGCCCACGGAGGAGCGCGCGGAGGAGCCCACGGAGGAGCCCACGGAGGAGCCCACGGAGGAGCCCGAGCCCACUCUGCCAACGGCAGCCGCGGAGCCGCUGACGGAGUCCGGCAGUCUCCUCACUGCUGCUACUGACGUUGGCAGGUUGUGUCCCUGUGACGAGCACAGCAGCAUGUGUGACAUGAACUGCUGCUGUGACAGAGACUGUGGCGAGGAGGUGGCUCUGUUCACGCGCUGCUCUGUGACCACGGUCAGUGGAAACAAGCAGCUGUGCAGCCCCCCCAUGGCAGCGUACUCGUUAGGCACCUCCAUCUAUGGAUACUCAGAGCUGCAGUCGUCUGUGAGGACGGAGAGCAGUUCGGAUGUUUUCUGCAUUCACUCACAGAACCGUGUUGAUGGAUUUUCUCAUCCUUCACCUGCUCUUCCAACCGACAGCAACUUUGAUUCACUGUUUAAACAGUUCACUGACUCUGUGUUCGGCCUGGAGGACCGAGCGGCCGCUGCAGGGCUCCAGGCCUCUGCGGGAUACGAGUAUGGAGAGGAGAUGAGGACGAGCGGGCGACGUGGAGACAGAGGGAUCUUCUGGCUUCCAGCUCCUGGUGUCACUGCUGACUGUGUGGAUAGAAAUCCUGCAGCGUUUUUGAAAGACGAGAUCCGAGCGUGUUCCCGGCGUGUGGUCCUGGAUCAGGACUGCCAGAGUCUGCCGGCCCUCAAAAUGGACACCUACACUAACACCCAGCUCUUUGCUGCGAAGAAUGAAGAUGCAGCAGUGGUUCCUGUGGAGCUCGGUGCAGUCGUGCUUCAGUCUGCAGCUGGGACUCAGACUGAGUUGGAGUUAAAUGGAGAAGAAAAUCUCACUCCGGUUCUCCUGAACUCAGACAUCUGUGCUAAUGUGGUGCUGAAGGUUGUGUAUGUGAUGACGUACAGUCCAGCUGGUGAAAUCAUGAAUGUGACCGUUUCACUGCUGCUGGGAUUUGUCUCCAAAUCAUCGUCGCUGCCCCUGAACCAAGAGUUUGAGAUCACAUUUGUCCAGCAGCAGGAUGUGGAGGACGUGCCUGUUCACUACAGCGGGAAUCCAGGGUACGUGGUUGGAAGGCCUCUCGUGUCUGGAUCAAGAACUCCAGAUGGGAUUGUCAGAAGCAUUGAUCCCAGGGAAACACUGUCUCUUCUGGGCACUGCUGUGGACCAGGACUGCCUGAAAGGACCACAUCAGCGCUCGCCUGUCCUUUUUGGUCUGGACUCUGUGUCUGGCUGCACAUUAAGACUGGAGGAUGUGGUCAACUGCUCCCUGGUCUCGCAGCAGCUUCUGGACGUUCUGAGAGGACCAAACUAUCCACUGUACGUGGCUUCCUUUGGAAACACACCGUUAAGCAAUCAAAUGGAAUGGGUGCAAAUCAAGACCAGCUUCAGUCCUGAGGAAGCCCAAAGUUGCAGCAUUCCAUUGUCACAUCAUUUAGAAAUCGAAUGGACCAAGUACGGCUCCUUGGUGAACGCCCAGCCUCGGAUUGUGAGCAUCAGAGAAAUCAUCCAAAGCAACUCCAGCAGCUUGACUCUGUUGUCUGGCGGCAGCAGCAUCACGUCAAUAACAACGUCAGUGGCCUUCAUACCGGUGUCAGCUCCUGCUCUUCCUGGUUACAGAGCCACGCCCACCAUCAACGCCAAACUGCCAUAUGACUUCUUUUUCCCUUUCGUCUGAUCCUAAACUGGCUCCACCCACCAGUGUAUGCUAACAACGGCGUCUACAACACCUACUUUGUAUGAUUUGUGAAUAAUGUAUAAAGGAUUUCUGGCUAUUUCAUAUUUUUUUAAAUAAAUCUCUUUUUAUGUGAA